This is a messenger RNA of Drosophila bipectinata, 1020 nucleotides long. RefSeq lists its product as uncharacterized. NCBI's taxonomy places the organism in Eukaryota, Metazoa, Arthropoda, Insecta, Diptera, Drosophilidae. Gene Ontology annotation, molecular function: nucleic acid binding; zinc ion binding. The record is from RefSeq and is a predicted model, not a curated record.
AUGGCGGGAGUUGGAACUCUGGAACCUUUCGACUUGCUAACCCCUGGGAAAUGGAAGGCGUAUCGAGAUCGCUUCGAGCUGUACCUUUUAGCGAAUGGCAUCGUGAACAAGGACCGAAAGAAGGCGGCGUUUCUUACACUAUCGGGCGCACCCCUUUAUGAGUUACUAGUGUCGUUAGCAUCCCCCAGGCAAUCGGCACCACGCCAAUCGGAGAUUGCUGCAUUCUACCAUUUCCACAAGCGUUAUCAGCAACCCGACGAGGCCGUCGGUAACUACAUGGCCACAUUAAGAAGCCUGGCGGUAGGGUGCAAUUUCGGACAGAUGCUGGAUCGCAUGUUGCGGGACCGAUUUCGGGCCAUGGAACGAGCCGUCGCUAGUGAAGCAGCCGCUGCGAGUGCGUUGUCGAUUCGAGGCGACAAUAUCCGACGCCUCGAGUCUUCGAGCACCGAGUCCAUCCACGGAAUAAGUUCGAGUUGUGCGGGUUGCGGAGGUCGGCACGUCCGUAAGAAGUGCCCGUUCCGCAACGCCACUUGUCAUUCCUGUGGUCGAACUGGCCACAUACGUCGGGUAUGCCGCAGUAACAGUCAAGCUGGGUCAACAAAAUCUUCAUCUCCUACGCCCAGUAAUAUGCGUAACAACAGGCCAUCGCACAGACGCGUUCAUCAAAUAGUUCCGGUGGUCAGCCCCAAGAAAUCUGUGGCCGUGGUCAUCAACGGUCGAUCAUGCCAGUUCGAAGUUGAUUCCGGGUCGCCCGUCACCAUCAUGAAGGAGUCUUCGUAUCGAUACAUCUGGCCAAACGGUAAUCCCGAUCUCGUCAAGUGCCACCUAAAGCUAAGCGACUAUCAACGUAACCCCAUUCCGGUCAAGGGAAUCACCGACACGUCAAUCCACUACAACAAUCGGCGUAUCUGCAAUCUGCCAUUGGUCGUCACGUCCGGCACCGGGUCAAACCUUUUAGGAUGCAACUGGUUUGAACCCCUCGGAAUCCGCAGUGCGGCAAUGGUAUCGCGGAAAUUCUAA